This is a messenger RNA of Ostrea edulis (European flat oyster), 1856 nucleotides long. Its product is annotated as GTPase IMAP family member 9-like. Bases 248 to 1606 code for a protein of 452 amino acids. The record is from RefSeq and is a predicted model, not a curated record. Gene Ontology annotation, molecular function: GTP binding. The transcript is spliced from 4 exons. Lineage: Eukaryota; Metazoa; Mollusca; Bivalvia; Ostreida; Ostreidae.
AAUCAUUUUUCUUUUGAGCAAAGGUUAAUCGCCAAAUGUAAGUCUUUUUUCUUAACUAAUUUGGCAACAUUAGUGUUUUAAACUAUCUAGACAGAUUAAAACAUCUGUCUUUGGAUUCACACGCCAUAGACAGUCAUAUAGAAAGGAAAUGAGAAGCAAUUACUCGACGUAAAUAAAUCUAAGAGGAUCAUAUAGGUUACAUGCACACUGUAGUUAAAAUACAUCAGUAGAAGUAGACCGUUUGAAGAUGUCGUCUGAUAUAUCCCCUAGUCUCGUCAAUUUAGCGUAUCUGAUCAAUGCAGAUAUCGUAAUUCUAACACCCAUUCUGCGAGGCCUAUUACAAGAAAAAAUUUCACUGGUUAAACUUAGAGAAAAGUGUGCCACCAUUCCAGAAUUAUCUUCUGAUAUACCUGAAGUUUCAGGGUUUGAUGAUUUUCAUCUAACGCAGUUAUACAAGUACCUAAGAUACAUAUGUACAGAUGAUUAUGAGCCAACUAAUGGUUGGGGUGUCAAGGACUAUGCUGCUCUUAUUGAAAAUGUUACCGUCGGGGAUGAUAUAGAAAAAAUCAAACUGAUUCAUGAUGAAAUAUACGAAGCAGUGAAGAAGGAGACGAUGUCUGAAGAGAAUUUCAAGAUGUGGUGGGAGCGUCUCAUUAACAUAUGUGCACGUCUGCAAAGCACGCAGCUAAGUGAGCUGAGAGAUAUAAGAGGGUUGAAUGUUGACUUCAAUACAUACAGUGGAUUGAUCGAGAAGUUCAAGUUCAUCGAACAGGAAGCACCACCAGAGAGACCGGAAUACCAACCUGGACAGCAAUACAAGGAGAAGGCUGCUCAGGAGAAAGAAGUGAGAAUUAUACUUUUGGGAAAACUGGGAGCUGGGAAAAGUACUUCGGGAAAUGCUAUUCUGGGAGAUACUUAUUUUACAGCUGGGAGCAGUUGGAAGACCGUCACAUGCGAGUGUUCCUAUGCAUUCACUACAAGAAACGGUAAACGAUAUCAAUUGUACGAUACUCCAGGGUUUGGAAAAGUAAGAGACCAAGAGGGAUUAAUUCAUGACGAAAUAAAACGAUGUCUCUUCUUUGCUGCUCCAGGUUUCCAUGUGUUAGCACUUGUAAUCUCGUGCGCAGAACGACUGACGGAACAAGACCAAGAAGCACUAGAAAAGCUUGACAAAUUGUUAGGAGAAUCGGCGUGUAGAUAUAUAAUCAUCAUUUUUACACGUGUGAAAAGUCGAGACAUUCUUCUACGAAUGAUAUCCGAAGCACCAGAAAUUUCUAAGUUGAAUGCGAGGUGUGAUUGUAGAUAUGUAUGGUUUGGAAAUAGUGAGAAAGAAAUUCCCUCGGGGUCUAUAGAUGAAUUCUAUAAGCUGGUUCACGUAGUUAUGCUUAAUAACGCCAAAAGGGGAAAUGUACAUUAUCAACACAAGCUUUUCAAAAGAGCACAAGUGUUGAUAGAAAAGCAUGCAAAAACGUUACGACAGCAGAAUGUUAACAUGUCUGAAGAGGAAGCCAGAGACAGAGCGCGCGAAAUUUCAAUAAAUGGCGGUUCACCCUAUGACAAUGAAAUUAUGAAGGAAACAGAGGAAUCAUGCUGUAUCAUAAUCUGAUCUAUUAAAAAUGAUAGAAAUAUUAAACUCUAUAGGUGUAUUAAUAUUUCAAUUCCCUUUACUUCGAUGUCUACGAGUUUUGUUUGUUUGUUUGUUUGUACAUGUAUCUUGUUUUACGUCCCUUUCGAGAAUUUUUCACUCAUGCAGAGACGUCUAGACAAUCUUCAAAACCACAAGUUGGGGUCUUUAAAAGCAAUGUGCACCAAACUUUGAUAAAUACGUUUAAGUAGUCACGAGAUAAUAUAGAGUA